AACGCAUUAAAAAAAGUUUGUCAAAGUGUUUGCAUGUUUGACGUUCACGUUAACAUAUUUUGUCAUGGCAUUUUACUAUUUUUUUAAAAACUUUAUGUAAAAUUGCCUAAAUGUCCUCAUUGUGUUUUACUCUCAAAUAUUAACUCACCAUGACGUCCCAAGCCUUAGCUUCUCUCACAGCGACGUAUACUGAUUCCGAGGGCGAGGAAGACAUCGAGGAGCAGACCCCCGAGAAGGAUGAGGCCAGAACUCACUCUGCGCCGCCGAGUCCGCGGCGUGCCACGGACGGCGACGGCCCGGCGUCAGCGCCUAUCAGCCCCAAGAAGCAGCUAGUGUCCUACGUGGACGAAACGAUGGUGUCGGACGAAGAAGCGCUUUCUCCCGCUCCAGGCAGCCAGGACGACAUGCGGCGCCUCUCCAUGGAGACGGACACGGACGAGGCGGUGCCGCGCUCCGAUCCCGAUGACUCGCAGGACGGCGCCAGCAUUCCCCCCGAGCCCCCCGGCAAGUGCCCAAAGGAGCUCCAAGAAACGAUUGCCAAGUUCUACAACCGUAUGCUCACAGAAGGUCUUGACAUGAACCGAAUAAUCCAGGAUAAGAAAAACUUCAGAAAUCCUAGUAUCUAUGAGAAACUUAUUCAGUUUUGUGAUAUCAAUGAACUGGAUACAAACUAUCCACCUGAAAUCUAUGACCCUUUGAAAUGGGGUAAAGAAUCUUACUAUGAUGAGUUGGCUAAGGUACAAAAGCUAGAAAUGGACAGGAGAGAAAAGGAAAAGAAAGAAAAGCUAGCUAAGAUAGAUUUCAUAUCUGGAGUGGCCAAGAAAUCAGAGAGUGAUGAUGAGAAGAAGCGGAAAUCAAAAUGGGACCAGGCCGCACCUAAUGUUGGAUCCAAACCAACCAUAAAACAGCCUGGCCUGCUGCAGCAGCCGCUCACUAGCAAUGUAACCGGUACCAAAGGGACAGUUAUAUCUGCUUUUGGAUCUUUGCCUAAGAAACCUAAAAUCUGAUUGCAUGAAUAAUGUAUUUGAAAAUUGAACUGUGCAGUGUGAGGUUAGACUUUUCAGCACAUUUAUGAGACAAAUAGCUUGGGCGGUGGGUGCAUUCAGGGCCUGCACAUAGCACAUGUCAGGGUUCACCAGGGGCCGCCGGCAUCUGCACCACCAGUACUUGUAAAUGUAAAUGCCUGUGGAGAACUAACUGUGGAUACCUUUAUUGUAAUUCUCUGCUUUAUGUCUUUUUCAUAAGUAUUAAAUAUUUAAUAGAAUCAA
This is a messenger RNA of Cydia pomonella (codling moth), 1268 nucleotides long. RefSeq names its product SAP30-binding protein. Gene Ontology annotation, cellular component: nucleus. The transcript has a single exon. Bases 150 to 1007 code for a protein of 285 amino acids. NCBI's taxonomy places the organism in Eukaryota, Metazoa, Arthropoda, Insecta, Lepidoptera, Tortricidae. The record is from RefSeq and is a predicted model, not a curated record. Gene Ontology annotation, biological process: regulation of DNA-templated transcription.